This is a messenger RNA of Lasiodiplodia theobromae, 2262 nucleotides long. Its product is annotated as Glycoside hydrolase family 17. NCBI's taxonomy places the organism in Eukaryota, Fungi, Ascomycota, Dothideomycetes, Botryosphaeriales, Botryosphaeriaceae. The transcript is spliced from 6 exons. Gene Ontology annotation, biological process: carbohydrate metabolic process; cell wall organization. The record is from RefSeq and is a predicted model, not a curated record. Gene Ontology annotation, molecular function: 1,3-beta-glucanosyltransferase activity; glucan endo-1,3-beta-D-glucosidase activity. Gene Ontology annotation, cellular component: cell surface; extracellular region; fungal-type cell wall. The coding region runs from base 1 to 2262 and encodes 753 amino acids.
AUGAAGCUCCAGGUGUUCUCCAUGCUGGCCAUGUCCACCACCAGCCACGCCUUUCUUAGAGGUUUCAACGUAGCCGCAGAGAAUCCCGAUGGCUCCUGCAAAACGCAAUCCGACUGGGAAACCGCCUUCCGGGACCUUCAAUCGCUCCCCACCUCCAGCGGUCCCUUCAACCAAGUCCGUGUCUUCGCCUCAUCCGACUGCGACACGCUGGCGCGAGCGGUGCCGGCAGCGCUCGCGACGGACACACGCCUCCUCGCCGGCGUCUGGACGGAGGACGAGGCGCACUUCGAGGCCGAGAAGCAGGCGCUGUUGGUCGCGAUCCUGACGUACGGCGGCGGAUGGAUAACGGCGAUCAGCGUCGGCAGUGAGGAUUUGUACCGCAAGGAGGCGGAUCCGCACAGGCUCGCGCAGCAGAUCUACGAUGUUAGAGGGAUGGUGAGGAGUGUGGGUGUCGGCGCGGCGGUGGGACAUGUGGAUACGUGGACGGCGUGGGUCGAUCCGGUGAACAAGCCCGUCGUCACAGCUGUUGACUUUGUCGGCUGCGAUGCGUAUCCCUACUGGCAGGGCGUCACGGUCCCCGAGAGCCUCGACACCUACUUCAAAGCCAUUGAAGACACCAAGACUGCCGUUACUGCGAUCAAGGCGGGCCUCGAGGUUUGGGUGACGGAGACAGGCUGGCCGGCCACCGGCAGGACCUUCGGCCGCAGUUUCGCUUCAUCCAACAACGCCGAGGGUUACUGGAAGGCCGUUCCAGCGGCUGAAUACCUUCUGACCUGCCGACCUUACCCGAGCAACUUCUUCAUUCCUCCGCAACCCAGCCCCAGCGCAUUCUGGCCGACGCACGCGCCCUUGUCCACCAUGGCGGGCGAAGGACCUGACACAACCACCGGCGGCCUCAGUGCCGGAGACAACCACGCUCAAAACACUUCUGAACAGCUACAGCCGAGCUUCGUCUCACCUGAAACUAUGGCUUCGGCGUCGCCGUACGUUUUUACCAGCAGCGCAGCGGAUGGCGAAGGCCAGGGCGAGCCCAAGAAGACGAAGAAAAAGAAGAACAAGAAGAAGAAGACCAAGGGCUCGGCCACGACCACGACCGCGACCGCGACCACGCCUGCGAUGCCGACCGCCGCCUCGUCGAAUGUCAAUGCGGCUCCUCCUUCCCUCUUCGGCGGUCCUCCUGCGGCUACAUCUACACCUGCAGCAUCCGCCACGACCACACACUCGCGCGCUACAACUAACGCAUCUACGUGGGUCGCUUCACCUGACGGCGAGGGUGACGUACUCUUCACCUUCCCUAACGACGACGGUCCCCUUAUCCGCAAGCCUACGCUUCUAGUUAAGAGCUCCGUCCUCGCAUCCGCAUCGCCUGUCUUCCGCGCCAUGUUCGGCCCGCACUUCUCUGAGGGACAGAACCUGUCUAAGCACAACAAGACCAACCCCAAGAAGAUAUCUUUGCCGGAAGACCGUGCUAGCUCAGUGCGAGUCAUCUGCUUUGUCUUGCAUGAUAACGAGAACCACGAGGGCUUGUGCUGCAUAGGUUGUCUGUUUAGCUACGCUGAAGUGCUCGACAAGUAUGAUCUGAAGAAGAAGAUGACGCACAAGAGCGAGGAGUGGGUUAAGAAGAUGGUACUGGAAGCACGGGAGCGGAACUACUCUGGUCCUGAUGACCGCGAGCUACUUGGUGUGGCUUACGUCUUGGAAGCGCCGCGCGCUUUCUUCCACAUCUGCAGGGAUAUGAUCCUGUACGAAGAGGUCGGAUUUGAGGAUAUGAGCGACCAAGCCGUACCUGCUAGCAUCUUGCUCGCCAUGGAGUCGACCAGAACCGAGACUGUACACAAAUUGCCUGACAUGGUUAGAAGCCGCAUACUUCGGUGGGUCGACAUGAGCGACGGUAACAUGAGCGAUGACUGCGAUUGCGACCAGAACUGCGGUGCCAUCCUCGCCUGCACGUUCGGCAUGGGCUUAAACGACAUCCUCGAGCCAGAGGAUUGGGAUGAUACUAUCGCCUCGUUCUUCGAUUACUGGCUACAUGCGACCCGCCCAUCCACUGUAAAGCGCUUGCGGACGUUCGCUAGGGAGUUAGGCGUUUGUACGGCUUGCCGCUCUGCCCCUUCGCUCGUCGACUGUCUUGUUGAGUUAGAGGCCGAUCUGAAGCGCUGGUAUGAUAGUAUCGAGGUGCCAUGCCUUGAUUGCCGCAAGGGAGAUGAUGAGCAUGUGGAGUGUCCCAGUGGCUCGUCCAAGGAGGAUGAUUAUUGGAACUGA